Messenger RNA from Pyricularia pennisetigena, 1335 nucleotides. RefSeq lists its product as uncharacterized. Gene Ontology annotation, biological process: proteolysis. The transcript has 4 exons. The coding region runs from base 1 to 1335 and encodes 444 amino acids. NCBI's taxonomy places the organism in Eukaryota, Fungi, Ascomycota, Sordariomycetes, Magnaporthales, Pyriculariaceae. Gene Ontology annotation, molecular function: metalloaminopeptidase activity. The record is from RefSeq and is a predicted model, not a curated record.
AUGGCUGCACAAGUCCCUACUGAGGAGCUCAAAAAGCUCAAGGUCGCUGCGAAAUCAGACGACCCAGCUGCGGCCAACGGGGCCAACGGCAACGCCGCAAACGAUAGUGACGGGUCCGACGACGACGACGAGGCAGAGGAUGCCGCUGCCGCCGCUGCCGGUGGAGAAGGCGCCAAGAAAAAGAAGAAGAGAAAGCCACGCAAGAAGAAGAAGAAGAACGCCAAUGGCCAGACGGACCCUCCCAGAAUCCCCAUCUCCCAGCUCUUCCCGGACAACAGCUACCCGAAGGGCCAGGAGGUUGAGUACAUUGGCGAGAACACAUACCGCACCACAAACGAGGAGAAGCGCCACCUUGACAGCCUCAACAGCGACCUCUUGACAGACUACCGUCAUGGCGCCGAGGCACACAGGCAGGCUCGCAGGUGGGCGCAUAAGCACAUCAAGCCGGGCAUGUCGCUGACGGACAUUGCAAACGGUAUCGAGGACAGCGUGCGAGCGCUGGUGGGACACUCGGGUCUGGAGGAGGGCGAUGCCAUCAUCGCCGGUAUGGGUUUCCCUACCGGGCUGAGCAUAAACCACUGCGCGGCCCACUACACGCCCAAUGCAGGCAACAAGAUGGUGCUGGAGCAUGAUGAUGUGCUCAAGGUGGACAUCGGAGUGCAUGUUAAUGGUCGCAUCGUCGACAGUGCCUUUACCGUUGCAUUCAACCCCCGCUAUGACAACCUCCUUGCAGCUGUCAAGGAUGCCACUAAUACUGGCAUCCGCGAGGCCGGCAUCGAUGCACGACUGGGCGAGAUCGGAGAGGCAAUCCAGGAGACCAUGGAGAGUUACGAGGUAGAGAUUGACGGCGAGACUUACCCCGUAAAGCCGAUCCGUAACCUGAAUGGCCACACCAUUGACCGAUAUACCAUCCACGGCGGCAAGAGCGUGCCUAUCGUCAAGUCUGCCGACCAGACGAAGAUGGAGGAGGGAGAAAUCUAUGCUAUCGAGACGUUCGGCAGCACCGGACUGGGCUACGUUCGCGAUGAGGGCGAAGUGUCCCACUACGCGAAGCGCGCUGAUGCGCCCAACGUUGCGCUACGGUUGACAUCGGCGCAAAAGAUAUUGAACGUGAUCAACAAGAAUUUUGGCACGCUGCCGUUUUGCAGGCGUUACUUGGACCGUCUGGGACAGGACAAGUACCUACUAGGAUUGAACAACCUUGUGUCCAACGGGAUUGUCGAGGCAUACCCACCCUUGGUCGACAAGAAGGGUUCUUACACAGCCCAAUACGAACACACUAUUCUCCUUCGGCCGACUGUGAAGGAGGUUAUCAGCCGUGGAGACGAUUACUAG